Messenger RNA from Conger conger (European conger), 2110 nucleotides. Its product is annotated as putative proline-rich protein 21. Lineage: Eukaryota; Metazoa; Chordata; Actinopteri; Anguilliformes; Congridae. The record is from RefSeq and is a predicted model, not a curated record. Bases 41 to 1186 code for a protein of 381 amino acids. The transcript is spliced from 2 exons.
UAAGCCCCACAUACACACAUCUACAGGAAGAGAAACAACCAUGGAGCCCCACAUACACACAUCUACAGGAAGAGAAACCACCAUGGAGGCCCACAUACACACAUCUACAGGAAGAGAAACCACCAUUAAGCCUCACAUACACACAUCUACAGGAAGAGAAACCACCAUUAAGCCUCACAUACACACAUCUACAGGAAGAGAAACCACAAUGGAGCCCCACAUACACACAUCUACAGGAAGAGAAACCACCAUGGAGCCCCACAUACACACAUCUACAGGAAGAGAAACCACCAUUAAGCCCCACAUACACACAUCUACAGGAAGAGAAACCACCAUGGAGCCCCACAUACACACAUCUACAGGAAGAGAAACCACCAUUAAGCCCCACAUACACACAUCUACAGGCAGAGAAACCACCAUGGAGCCCCACAUACACACAUCUACAGGAAGAGAAACCACCAUGGAGCCCCACAUACACACAUCUACAGGAAGAGAAACCACCAUUAAGCCCCACAUACACACAUCUACAGGAAGAGAAACCACCAUGGAGCCCCACAUACACACAUCUACAGGAAGAGAAACCACCAUGGAGCCCCACAUACACACAUCUACAGGAAGAGAAACCACCAUUAAGCCUCACAUACACACAUCUACAGGAAGAGAAACCACCAUUAAGCCCCACAUACACACAUCUACAGGAAGAGAAACCACUAUUAAGCCCCACAUACACACAUCUACAGGAAGAGAAACCACCAUUAAGCCUCACAUACACACAUCUACAGGAAGAGAAACCACCAUGGAGCCCCACAUACACACAUCUACAGGAAGAGAAACCACCAUUAAGCCCCACAUACACACAUCUACAGGAAGAGAAACCACAAUGGAGCCCCGCAUACACACAUCUACAGGAAGAGAAACCACCAUUAAGCCUCACAUACACACAUCUACAGGAAGAGAAACCACCAUUAAGCCUCACAUACACACAUCUACAGGAAGAGAAACCACCAUUAAGCCUCACAUACACACAUCUACAGGAAGAGAAACCACCAUGGAGCCCCACAUACACCCAUCUAUCUACAGGAAGAGAAACCACCAUGGAGCCCCACAUACACACAUCUAUCUACAGGAAGAGAAACCACCAUGGGUCAGAGCAAACAGAAUGAGAGAGAGAGAGAGAAGGACGUAAUGGAGGCUCGUGCACACACACACACAGUUCUCGGAAGACAAGACGCAUCGGACACAGUGGGAAUGGACACAGAUGGAGGGAGAGCGAAUCUGUUAUAAUGGAUGGAGCCAGAAUGGAGGCUCAUAUACACAGAGCUGGAGACAUGGCAGUGGAUGCUGAUAAUGGACAUGGAUAGGAGUGGGAGCUUGUGAUAAGAGCCGUAAUGGCAGCUCAUACCUACACACCGAAAGAAACAAUAUAAUAGUCUUGUGCAAACUGAUAAAGAGAUGCCACGCCAAUGUGAGGAUCUGUAUAAAAGUGGAUCAGGUAAUGCCAGCAGAACUCCUCUUGAACGAAACCGAUUAGUGGGGCAGCAAUGUGAACAAUCCCGAAUGUGUUUCUUUGCCGACUGAAGACUGAACCUUAUGGUCUUGCAUUUCAAAAUAACACUGCUCACACUUUUAGCAGGGUCAUACCGGGAAAAAUCAACCGGAGGUGUGGUUAGUUGAACACUCCCAGUUUGCUCAAACCUCCUGCCAACUCAAUCACCUCCCACAACUCUGGUUGAUUCCUCACAGAAUGGCCCAGCAACUUCACUGUUUGGCGGGAGCUUAGAAAGCUUCCAUUUUAUUGUGACACCAAUCUUCUAGUAGCGUAUUCACAACAGCGUGCUCUUAUAUGCCCUUAAUCUAUUAGUGCAAAGCCAAUACAUAUCGGAUCCUUUUCCACAGUGUAGUAAUCGUAGCAGGACUGAGUUUUGCCACAUUCACAAUUACACUUUAAAUCACCUUGCACACAAAAGUUCACCAUGUAAAUGUAUUUUUGUUUUUUAGCCGUGAACUGAUUUCACACUGAUCUGCCUUCGACUGUGAUGUGGACUGGGCCAAAGUGCCGAUGCCUUUCUGUUAAUUUCUUUUUUUAUUCAAUAAAGUAUAUUUAAGUAUG